Molecule: messenger RNA, 4469 nt
Organism: Oryzias latipes (Japanese medaka)
Lineage: Eukaryota; Metazoa; Chordata; Actinopteri; Beloniformes; Adrianichthyidae
Product: ubiquitin-like modifier-activating enzyme 6
Biological process (GO): protein sumoylation
Cellular component (GO): SUMO activating enzyme complex; cytoplasm
Molecular function (GO): SUMO activating enzyme activity
Source: RefSeq, a predicted model, not a curated record
UGUAACCCGGAACCACUUCAAAUUUUCAACCACUCACAGCCAUUCAUUCGCCGAGGACCGUCGCGCAUACUGUCAGCUAUUAACGUAGAGUCGCUAUCUUUAAACCGGCUGAAUCAGCCCUUUUCCUCCCAGCAUGGCUGCAGACUUGAUGGAGAUUGACGACUCACUUUACAGCCGCCAGAGAUAUGUGCUUGGAGACGGUGCCAUGCAGCAGAUGGCCCAGUCCUCUGUCUUUCUUAGUGGAAUGGGAGCACUGGGAGUGGAGAUAGCCAAGAAUAUAACUCUGGCAGGUGUGAAGACGGUUACUCUCCAUGACACGAAACUGUGUGAGACUUGGGAUCUGGGGUGUAACUUCUUCAUCCGUAGAGAUGACGUAUUGAACCAGAGGAAGAGGGUGGAAGCAGUGUGCCCUCGUGUUGGGGAGUUGAACCCUUAUGUUCAUGUUGACAUGUCCUCCUGUCCCCUGGAUGACAACAUUGACCUGAGUUUUCUCAAAAAGUAUCAGUGUGUGAUUUUGACAGAGUCCAGCUUGAGCCUGCAGAAGAGAAUAAAUAAGUUCUGCCACUCCCAGCAGCCUCCCAUAAGAUUUAUCUCUAGUGACGCUUAUGGAAUCUGUGUCCGGGUCUUUUGUGAUUUCGGAGAAGCGUUUGAGGUCUCGGAUCCCACAGGGGAGGAGCUCAAGGAGAUUUUCAUCCAAAGUAUCACUCAGGACAAUUCUGGGGUGGUUACUUGCAUAGACAACCAACCCCAUGGUCUGCAGACGGGCCAGAGCGUUAUCUUUAGAGAAAUCAAUGGCAUGGUGGAGCUCAAUGGCACCACACGGCAGGUUUCAGUCAUUUCCUCCCAUAGCUUUGAAAUAGGAGACACGUCGCACUUCCAGCCAUAUGAACACGGAGGCUUCUUUGUUAUGGUUAAAACUCCUCAGAUUUACAAAUUUGAAACAUUAGAACAGCAGCUGUGUGAUCCUCAGGUCCUAAUUCCAGAUCUCAGUAAACCAGAGGCUCCGUUACACAUUCAUGCAGCCAUGCUGGCACUAGAUGCCUUCCAGGAAAAGCACGGCAGACUUCCCAACAUUGGAUGUUUAGAGGACGCCGAGGCUCUACUAAAGCUAACCGAGGAAGUCAGUGUCACUCAUAAGAACAAACUUCCUGUGAACGCUGAGUUGGUGCGCUGCAUGUCUAAAACAGCCAGAGGGACUCUUCCACCUCUAGCUGCAGCAGCUGGAGGAAUAGCCAGUCAGGAAGUUUUAAAGGCCAUCACUGGAAAGUUUGGGCCUCUGCAGCAAUGGUUUUAUCUUGAUGCUCUGGAGGUAGUCCGGCCUCUUCAGUCCCUGUCUGCUGAGGAGUUCUUCCCCAGAGGCGAUCGAUAUGACGGAUUACGAGCGUGCAUCGGAGAAUCAAUGUUGCUUGAACUGCACAAGCUCAGGGUCUUCAUGGUUGGUUGUGGUGCCAUAGGUUGCGAGAUGCUAAAAAAUUUUGCUCUUCUUGGAGUGGGCCUGGCUAAAAGCUUAGGAGAGGUGUGCAUCACAGACCCAGACCUGAUAGAAAAGUCCAACCUUAACAGGCAGUUUCUCUUCAGACCGCAUCAUAUCCAGACACCAAAGAGCACCACAGCAGCAGAAGCAACGCGUGAAAUCAACCCAGAGCUGCAGAUAGAUGCCCACUUAAACAAAGUGUGCCCGGCUACCGAGAGCAUCUACAGCGACUCCUUCUAUUCUUCGCUGAACGUUGUGGUCACUGCGCUGGACAACGUGGAGGCACGGAGAUAUGUGGACAGCCGCUGCUUGUGCAAUCAGAGACCCCUCCUGGAUUCUGGCACCAUGGGGACAAAAGGACACACCGAGAUCAUUGUGCCAUACCUGACAGAGUCCUACAACAGCCAUAGGGACCCCCCCGAAGAGGAGAUCCCCUUCUGCACUCUCAAGUCCUUUCCCUCUGUUAUAGAGCACACAAUUCAGUGGGCCCGAGACAAGUUUGAGAGUGCCUUUUUCCACAAACCCUCCAUGUACAACUCCUUCUGGCAGACGCAUGUCUCAGCUGAAGCGGUGCUGCAGAGAAUGCAGGUGGGGGAAAGUAUGGAGGGGGCCUUCCAGGUCGUUAAGCUGUUAAGCAGAAGGCCUAGUCACUGGGAACAGUGCGUCAUCAUCGCCCGUUUAAAAUUUGAAAAGUAUUUUAAGAGAAAGGCUCUACAGCUGUUGCACUCCUUUCCUCUGGAUACAAGGUUAAAAGAUGGAAGUUUGUUUUGGCAGUCCCCAAAAAGACCCCCAACUCCAACCGAGUUUGACCUAAAGGACCCUUUGCACUUCACUUUCAUUGUCAGCGCCGCCCGGCUUUUUGCUGAGAUUUAUAACAUCCCUUUCUCAGAAAAGGAUCUCUCCGAGGAUGCCGUGUCAAAGAUCCUCUCCGAUGUCAAGAUCCCCGAGUACAGACCCUUAGAGAAAAGUAUAGUGACCGAUGAGACUGCAAAGAAGCCCGACCAGAUGAAGAUGCCUUUAAGCAGCGAAGAGGAGAGGGAAGCCAUCGCACAGCUGGAAGAGGCCAUUUCUACUGACGGCGUCACACCAGAGUCGUUACGAAUGAACCCCCUCCAGUUUGAAAAAGACAACGACAGAAACGGCCAUAUUGAUUUUGUCACAUCGGCGUCCUCCCUCAGAGCCAGGAUGUACUCCAUAGAGCCGGCUGACAGGCUGAAGACUAAACGCAUCGCUGGAAAGAUCAUUCCCGCCAUCGCCACAGCAACAGCUGCUGUGUCUGGACUGGUUGCACUGGAAUUAGUCAAGGUUGUUGGAGGUUAUGGGUUUGAAUCCUUCAAGAACUGUUUCUUCAACUUGGCCAUUCCAGUCGUGGUGCUCAGUGAGACUGCUCCUGUUAAACGGACGGUCAUCAGGAACAACCUCUCCUUCACCAUUUGGGAUUGUUGGACCAUAUUUGGCCAUGAGGACUUCACUCUGUCUGACUUCAUGAACGCAGUCAGGGAAAAGUAUACGAUUGAACCUACCAUGGUGGUCCAUGGUGUGAAGAUGCUGUAUGUGCCUGUGAUGCCCGGACAUUCAAAGAGGCUCAAACUGACGAUGCAGAAGCUUAUCAAGCCAUCAGUUGACCGCCGCUACGUUGACCUUACCGUCUCUUUUGCUCCGGAAGCAGACGGAGACGAGGAUCUUCCAGGUCCUCCUGUCAGGUACUACUUCAGCCCCGAUGGGAAGGCGCCCUGACCGCUUGCAUGAUGUCAUCUCCAAGCCUCCUGUGUCCUUAUUCCCCCCUUAAUUUUUACAUAAACUGAUAUGCCCCAAGAAUGCAAGUCCAGGGCCAAGGGUUUUCCCACAGGAAGUUGUGGGACCGGGUCAGAGCUCUGAGCCCCAGCACAACCCCUGCGAGAAAGGUUUAGGUUCUUUUUGCCUCACAUCUAGCCAGUGAAACACAAAAGGCUGCUCAAGUAGCACUUACUGUUGUACCUUUUGUACAUAUGUUCUCCCCGUUCUGUUUUUUACACUCUGGUGAAACGCUUGUGCCGAUGCCUUACUUCUUUUUUUUUUUUUUUUUUUUUUCUGUUUGCGGCUCUAAGCCUAAAUAUAACUGUUUACAGAAAGCUCACAUCCUCCCACUCACAGCCCAUUUUUCACUUUAAUUUUAAAUUCUGCUCGAGCCCAAACGACUCUGUGAGCGGGGCUGUUGACACAAUAAACACCGAUAGUUGGCAGUCACCACAUAUUUUUGUUUUUUUUCCCCUGAAUUUUUCCAGUUAAGGAACAAACCCAGCUGUUGUGUAUUUGAACGGUUCAGCAUUAAAGCAGUGGCAAAACCACCAAAGAUGUUGGUUAUUAUUGUGUCUUCUAAUGAUUGUUCUUUAAGCUCUGACUGCCUCACAAAAGACGAGUCUACGUCAAUGGCGAUGGAUAACACCUGAACAUUUUAAGAUUUCUAUAGAAAAGCAGCAGUUUUAUCACUUUGCACCUAAAAAUAUGCAUCUGAUGGAUGAAGUUUUUGAUAAGUAGGACCAUCAGUAGCUGCUAGCCUUACCCAGUUUUUUUUUUUUACUUGAGUAACAAUUGCAUUUGACAUAUUUUGAUGUUGUGCAUUAUUAAUUUGUUUCGCACAAGAAAAAACCUUAUUUUGACAGCAAGCAACAUUUGUACCAACAUCUGGGAACAUUUAUUUCACCAACAUUUUCUAUUUUAAAUCCCUGUUCUUCGUGGUUUAUUUGACAUAUUUGUUUAUAAGUUCAUGUCUGUGACAUUUAUUUAUUUGUUCUUUUUGUUUUUUCAAAUGGAGCCUGCGUUGAUGCCCUCUGUCAUGGUGUACUGGUUUGUUGUUAAUGAAUAGUGUCAAUUCAGGCAAAUCAAUUGUCCUUUAAAUUCCACUCCAAUGUUGUAAAAGGGUCUUUGAGCUAAUCUGUAUUCUACUGUCUUGACAAAAUGUUCAUGGAGUUUUGAAUGAAAUCAAUAAACUCUGUACUUCUCUUGAUUUUAAAGA